Messenger RNA from Helicoverpa armigera (cotton bollworm), 1758 nucleotides. Its product is annotated as collagen alpha-2(I) chain-like. The transcript is spliced from 8 exons. NCBI's taxonomy places the organism in Eukaryota, Metazoa, Arthropoda, Insecta, Lepidoptera, Noctuidae. The record is from RefSeq and is a predicted model, not a curated record. Bases 1 to 1758 code for a protein of 585 amino acids.
AUGGGCCCUGUUGGUGGGGCCUUAGAUGAUGGUGUAACUGUUGUUGGGCCUGUCGUUGUUGAAGGAGUCACUGUUGUUGGCCCUGUUGGAACACUUGUUGUUGUAGGCCCUGUUGGUGGGGCCUUAGAUGAUGGUGUAACUGUUGUUGGGCCUGUCGUUGUUGAAGGAGUCACUGUUGUAGGCCCUGUUGGUGGGGCCUUCGUUGUAGGCCCUGUUGUUGGUUCCGUCGUUGUAGGCCCUGUUGGCCCUGUUGGUGGGGCCUUAGAUGAUGGUGUAACUGUUGUUGGGCCUGUCGUUGUUGAAGGAGUCACUGUUGUUGGCCCUGUUGGAACACUUGUUGUUGUAGGCCCUGUUGGUGGGGCCUUAGAUGAUGGUGUAACUGUUGUUGGGCCUGUCGUUGUUGAAGGAGUCACAGUUGUUGGCCCUGUUGGAAUACUUGUUGUUGUGGGCCCUGUUGGUGGGGCCUUCGUUGUAGGCCCUGUUGGUGGUGCCAUCGUUGUAGGCCCUGUUGGUGGUGCCUUCGUUGUAGGCCCUGUUGUUGGGGCCUUCGUUGUAGGCCCUGUUGGUGGUUCCUUCGAUGUAGGCCCUGUUGUUGGUUCCUUCGUUGUAGGCCCUGUUGGCCCUGUUGGUGGGGCCUUAGAUGAUGGUGUAACUGUUGUUGGGCCUGUCGUUGUUGAAGGAGUCACUGUUGUUGGCCCUGUUGGAACACUUGUUGUUGUAGGCCCUGUUGGUGGGGCCUUAGAUGAUGGUGUAACUGUUGUUGGGCCUGUCGUUGUUGAAGGAGUCACUGUUGUAGGCCCUGUUGGUGGGGCCUUCGUUGUAGGCCCUGUUGUUGGUUCCGUCGUUGUAGGCCCUGUUGGCCCUGUUGGUGGGGCCUUAGAUGAUGGUGUAACUGUUGUUGGGCCUGUCGUUGUUGAAGGAGUCACUGUUGUUGGCCCUGUUGGAACACUUGUUGUUGUAGGCCCUGUUGGUGGGGCCUUAGAUGAUGGUGUAACUGUUGUUGGGCCUGUCGUUGUUGAAGGAGUCACAGUUGUUGGCCCUGUUGGAAUACUUGUUGUUGUGGGCCCUGUUGGUGGGGCCUUCGUUGUAGGCCCUGUUGGUGGUGCCAUCGUUGUAGGCCCUGUUGGUGGUGCCUUCGUUGUAGGCCCUGUUGUUGGGGCCUUCGUUGUAGGCCCUGUUGGUGGUUCCUUCGAUGUAGGCCCUGUUGUUGGUUCCUUCGUUGUAGGCCCUGUUGGUGGGGCCUUAGAUGAUGGUGUUACUGUUGUAGGCCCUGUUGGUGGAGCCUUAGAUGAUGGUGUAACUGUUGUUGGGCCUGUCGUUGUUGAAGGAGUCACUGUUGUAGGCCCUGUUGGCCCUGUUGGUGGGGCCUUAGAUGAUGGUGUUACUGUUGUAGGCCCUGUUGGUGGAGCCUUAGAUGAUGGUGUAACUGUUGUUGGGCCUGUCGUUGUUGAAGGAGUCACUGUUGUAGGCCCUGUUGGUGGUGCCAUCGUUGUAGGCCCUGUUGGCCCUGUUGGUGGUUCCUUCGUUGUAGGCCCUGUUGUUGGUUCCGUCGUUGUAGGCCCUGUUGGUGGAGCCUUAGAUGAUGGUGUAACUGUUGUUGGGCCUGUCGUUGUUGAAGGAGUCACUGUUGUAGGCCCUGUUGGUGGUGCCAUCGUUGUAGGCCCUGUUGGCCCUGUUGGUGGUGCCUUCGUUGUAGGCUCUGUUGGUGGUGCCUUCGUUGUAGGCUCUGUUGGUGGUGCCCUUGGCCCGUUGUUGUAG